Molecule: messenger RNA, 1535 nt
Organism: Solanum dulcamara
Lineage: Eukaryota; Viridiplantae; Streptophyta; Magnoliopsida; Solanales; Solanaceae
Product: pathogen-associated molecular patterns-induced protein A70-like
Exons: 2
Coding region: 177-1256 (359 amino acids)
Source: RefSeq, a predicted model, not a curated record
UUCAUCCCCAUGUCCUGAUCCCACCCACUACUUGCCAUCUUCUCGCCCCUCUGUAUCUCUCUCUCUCUCUCUCUCUCCUCUGCUUUUACUAUCUCCAAACUCUGUUCGAUUCCACUCUCCAAUCUUUGCUCUCCACUUUCACUUCCAUUCUCUCUCUCUCUCUAUAGAAAAUCACCAUGUUCGAUGAUUCUGUAUCUACUGUUUAUUCUUCAAUCUGGACAUCCAUGAAUAGCUGGUUCACUCCUACUGUUCUUUUUGUUCUUCUCAAUGUCAUGAUAGGUACCAUAGCUUUUACUUCUUCUUUAGCUAGCCAAAAACAAAAUCAUCCAAAACAACAACAGCAGCACCAUCAACAAGAAGACAACCCACAUCAACACGAAGACUAUUCACAAAAUCAUCCACAACAACAACAGCCCACUAAACUUGCGAGAUCUCCUUCCCUUCUUCAACGCAUCAAAUCCAUUAAUUUCUACAAUUACAGAUCUCAAGAACCUGUUAAGGAUUACGACUUUGAACAUCCCCAUCAACAAGAAACACCAUUCGAACCACCAACACAUUACAUUUUUGAACAAGCUCCUGAACAUACUACCAUACAACCAGACACCACCGCUCAGUAUAUUUUCAAUCAAGAGAAUAAUGUCCAAAAGGCACAAUCUCAGUACGACUUCCACCAAACCCAUCAAGAAAAUCUUCCAGAUACACAAACCCAGUACCUAUUUCAGCACACCCAUGAACAGAAACUCGGAAAUAUGGAACCGGAUUUCCACUUCGAAGAAAGCCUUCCAGAUAAAUCGAAAUCCACCCAGUACAUUUUCCAGCAAAGCCGUGAACAGAAACUUAAAGAUAUGGAUACCCAUUUCGAUUUUCAGCAAUUCGAAAAAGAAAAUGAAGAUGAUGAAGAAGAGGAAGGUGAGAUAAAAAGCUUGGAUGAAGUGUACAGUCAGUUAAGGGAACGACACGUGAGCAGAAGUAGAUCAGAUACGAAGCCGUCGGCCGGUGAAGCUCCGGUGAAGUUGCCGACGAAGAUGAGGAAAUCAGCUAGUAUGAAAUCGCCAUUUGCGCAUUUUGAAGAAGAAGCCAUUGUGGAAGCUCGGCGACCGGCGACUACAAGGGAGAAGAGUGCUAAGACAAGCGAUGAAGACAAUGAAGUCGAUGCGAAAGCCGAUGAUUUCAUUAACAAGUUCAAGCAACAGUUGAAGUUGCAGAGGUUGGAUUCCAUUCUCAAGUACAAGGAGAUGAUUGGCGGAGGGAGCUAAAGGUCCCAUUCACAAGUUAUGAGCGACCCCAUGAUCCAAAGUUGGGGCUUUUUCCUUGGUCUUCUAGAUUAGAUUAGGCCAGAAGUUUCACUUUUUGUUGCAAAUAGUAAUUACAAUAAACAAUAGUUUCUGAUUUUCUUUACAAUGCUAAAAGAUUCCUAAGUGCAUAAGAUAUUAUGGUUUUAUUAUUAGUUUUAAAUCUUAAAAUAAGUGUAGCAUAAGCAUAUUUUACAAAGAAUUAUACAAUUACUCUAAUUAUUAAUAUUCGUUUUUAAAGAA